UUUAUAGCUCCAUGGACCAACUAUACCCUGACGUCUUCCUGCGAGAAUGAACGAAAACUUUGCGAUUAUACCAAAGGCCAGCCUACAGUCACUGAGUCGGUGAGUAAUGUAAUCUGACGCACAUGACGUCAUUGACAGAUGCUUACAUUUUUCAGAAUCUUCCAGCGAUGUUUGCUCUUUUUCUCAUCAAGUGUCCGUUUAUUCAUUGUUGUGUCUGAAUGCACUGGUGAUAAACGAAGGCUAUCCAUCACAUUUCAAGGCAUAAGUGUCAACUUCUGGAUGAAAGUGCGGAAUCAUGGUGCAGAUAGCUGUGCUGGGCUGUGGCCUAAUGGGCGGCAAGAUAGCAGGUUGCAUGGCAUACCAUGGGCACAAAGUUAAGGUGUAUGAUUCCAAUGCGGCAGCACUAGACGCUCUUCACAGUAACCUGGAGGUUGACAAGAGAGAACUGAAAUGUGAGGGACUGAUGAUUCAUCCAAACUUUCUGGGCCAGGUUUUGUGUAUCAGCAGGCUUGAGGAAGCAGUCAGGGAUGCAGAAUACAUCUUUGAAGCAGUCAUUGAAGAUCUAGAAAUCAAGCAAAACCUAAUUAGAGAGGUAUCUCAUCUGUGUAGUCAGGAUGCAGUCAUCAGCACUAAUACUCUCAAUCUUGAUAUACGAGAAAUAGCAGUCAAGGCUGCCUACCCUGAGAGGGUAAUGGGAUUGCGCUUUUUACACCCCGUUUACGCUGUGCCAGAAGUGGAGAUAAACCCAACUGCUUUCACUGAUCAGAAGUGUGUUGAAAAAGUGAGGCAGUUUCUAGAAGGCAUUGGAAAAACACUGUUUUUCAGGUCAGGCAGAGAGGCACUUAUCCUGACACCCGAGCAAAUAAACUCCAGAAAAUUAGCACGCAGGCAGCAGUUACUACGACAGCAUGGUAUGCUGGGAAUACCAGAUCGGGGAAUGCCUCAUCUUGGACACGGUGGCAACUUAACACCACCUCAAGAUGAUGAAUGUGCCACUGUUGUUGACCGUGACUGUGCUAUCUGUAUGGACAGGCCCAGAGACUGCCUUCUCUGCCCUUGCCACCAUCUGGUUACGUGCCACGAUUGUGCAAAAUCACUGAUGAAUCGCAGGGAUUUCUGUCCCAUUUGUCGGAAGGAGAUCACAGAGACUAUCAGGGUCUACACUUCAUAAGGGCAGGCUUCAAUAUCGACUAUCAGCAGAUAAUAUGCUUUCCUUAAUUACUGCUCAAUUGGCAUCGUAUAACAAAGGGCCUUUGUUAUGCCAAUUUGACGAUCCAGCAGGAUAGGUAAAGUAGGCGGACCUGAUUGACCUGAUCAAGUCAGGCUGAGCAAGCUUCAAUAGUAUGCUUAUCAAAACACAGUACAAUGUAUGAGUUUUUGCUAUUCAAUGACACAUCAGAAGCAAUGUUCAUUAGGAAAUUGCACUUACCUCUAACUGCCUCGUGAACCUGGUCAAGCAUGACUGACCAUGGGUCAGAGACUUGUACAGAUGUGGCUGAUCCUCAGCAUUGAUAUUUUCAUUUUUCUAGCUGUAAGCAGUGUCUGCUCUUUUGUCAAAAGCAAACUUAGGGAUUCUUAAGGUUCUCUAAGAAAAUAAUAAAGAACCUAGUCAUUCUUCUUUAGACAUGGUCCAAUUGCUCCUUCAAAUGGAAGUAUUUUCUCAGCCAUCACAUUAUAAUUGCUUGUCAGCCACCUAUCAAUUGUGUUGCCAACAACAGAAGUUGUAAAAAUCAAUCAUUGGCCAUCAGACAAGGUUUUUUUGUGGCGUGAGAAAGUUUUGGCACACAUUUCAAAGUGGUUUUCGAUUAAUCAAGCAGAAAAAUGUUACCAGCUAACUGACACAGAGAUCAAUAAGUUGAAUAAUCAAAUUGAUCUUGUUGGCCCAGCCUCCUUCCCCUCCCCACAAAAAAUCCAAAGAACAAUGCCCAGCCCCCCCCCCCCUAAAAAAAACCCUGGUUUUUGUUCCAAGUCAUUCCAACAAAAAGUAGCAAGUAAAUAUCCUCAAACCCUGUUUUCCAAGUCAUUGAGGUUUUAGGGGGGGGGGGGGGAGGGGGCAAAUACUGAUGUGUGAAAGUCUGGCAGGACAUUUAUGAUGCAUUUUCUGUUUAAUCUUUAAAGUGGAAUGCAUGUAUGUUUUGCUCAACAAUUUUUUUACAGUAUACAUUAAUGUUCUUAAUGAUGGCAUGAAUGGACCAAAUUGCAUUUGUUUCAUUGUUCUAAUCAUAUCCAUGCUUCAGGACGGACCUUCUGUAAAAAAGGCUCAAUACCUUUUUCUGUUGAAUUUUUUCAUUUCAAAAUUUUUGUUUGACCAAAAGUAACUAAGCAUAAUAUGCUUCUAAAAUAAAAGUUUAAUUUAUCAUGUUAUAUGUAUGUAUAGAAUUUUAAAUAACUGACUCUGUUUGUUAAAAAAAAAGCACGGUAUGUCUCUUGUAUUUGCAGAGGUUGGUUUAUUUUAUGUUAAAUUGUAUUUUUUUUAAAGAUAACAACAUGCAGUAUUCUCUGUUUAUUUUUUAAAAAAAAUGUAUCAUGUUAUAUGUAUGUAUAGAAUUUUAAAUAACUGACUCUGUUUGUUAAAAAAAAAAGCAUGGUAUGUCUCUUGUAUUUGCAUAGCUUGGUUUAUUUUAUGUUAAAUUGCAUUUUUUUUUAUAAAGAGAACAACAUACGGUAUUUUUUGUUGUGUGGAAAUGAAUGCCUAAUUAGUGCAAUAUUUAAUGUUUGUUAAUAGACAGGAAAAGUUGGACUCCUCACUCAAAAAAAUGGAGAGGCACACCUGUUCAUAUCAUCUAAAAAUAUAUUCCUAUCAAUGGGACCAGUCAGUAAUGCAGAAGGAUAGCCAGUUAGUGGGUUAUUGCAGGUGGGGGUGAGCAUUGGCAUUCCUGCUUCAAUGGUUUUAUUUCUCAUGCUUAACAAUUGAGAGAUUCGAUCAUAAUGUAGACAAAUAUUACAUGUAGAUUAUACCAUGAAACAAUUGGUACAUCCCAGGGUCUAAUUACAUCGUAUAGAAUCCUGCAUAAUAUAGGUUUCCCAGCCAAUUUCCUGAAAUGGUCAUUCACUUCUAAAAAUCGGUCAUUCGUUUUCAUCUGAAUUUGAAUGCACGCCUUUAAUUCAUUUCAAUACAAUGAAAAACCAAUCGUUUUCAUUGUACGUGCAUUCGGUUUGGAGAAACAGACGACCAAUUACGUUAUCUGUGCAUUCAUUUACGCAAGCAUACCUUUUUAAAACUGAUUUCAGGUACAGCUAAUUUGAUUGACGGUUAAUGAAAAAGAAACCCUUAAUUGUAUCUGGUGCCGAUGGCAUUUAAAACUAAAAGUGAAAUAGAAUGGUGAAUGUUUGAAAUCGCCCUCUAAAAGCGAAAAAGAAGUGUUAUAAAGGAAUGUGAAUGGACAUAAAUGAAAGGUGCUGCUCAAUCACUUAAUUGAUUGAACUGAAAUGAAAUCGAAUGCUCUGGAAGCAAAAAUGAAACACGUGUACAGAGCGAUUCUCAAAUUCAGACGAAAAUGAAUGACCGAUUUCCAGAACUUAAUGAAAAUUUUAGGAAAUUGGCCGGGAAAACCUAUAUUAAAAUAUGCAAGAUAAUAAUUUAUUGACCUCAAAACACAGUCAAACAUGAAGACUUUUACCUAUCUUUAUCACCUUGAUAUUUUGUGCGAAACAAUAUCUCUUGAUGUAUUUCUUCAAAGCUCGUAUAUUAGAUCAAAUAGGAGAAAAGCCUUGCAAAUUGCACCGCUAGGGUUUCAUGCCAGGCCAAAUGUAUUGUUAUAUUGGUUUUUGCAGCUACCUUAACAGUUGUAUCAUAGAAAUUCAAUGGAAAGAUAUGUACAUGAACUUUAAUUUAAUGCCACAACAUCAUUGGGCUUCAUUAUUAAUAUAACAGUUAUUCGUCUUAGUGCUUAAGUCAUAUCAGUAUCAGCAUUCCCUGCAUGAGGAGAUUGAAGGAUGAAAUUAAUCAAACUAUGAAGCUAUUCAGUAUUUAUCAUUGAUUGCCAUGAUUGUUAUAACAAAAUUCAUCCAUAAAACGUGUUGUUUGUGCUCUUCAAUGAUUUGAUUCCUGUUUAUUUUUGCUGCUAAAAAAAAUUAAAUUAAAAAAAAAAAAACAAUCUGGACGUCUGGAACCCUCUGAAAAUAGACUUGUAUUGUGGGUUGCUUUUGUGCACAAGCAGGUCUGCCCUCCCUAAAUUGUUGAUAGGGAGGCAGGAAACAGUCAACAAUUGUCAGGAUGCAAAUAAUUUGAAAUGUGCAAAGUAAUUAUUCCAUUGCUAAACGAGGGCCAAUGUUUUCAUUGGGUGUCUCAUUCAAAAGUGAGUAACUUUUGUAAUGCCAAAAAAAAAUGGCAAUUUAAAAAUACAAAGGUGAAACUCGAAAAUAGCACAGACAGUAUAUCUAUAAGAUAUUUGCAUUUGCCCUUUAUCUAAAUAAGAAAUUCAAGGCAAAAUGGGUUGUAACCCUUGUUUAAUGUCUAUGCCUGAUUUUAAAGCAAAAUUUCAGUAUAAGAAAUAUACGUUAUUUCAAAUUUAUAAUUGGAAUUUCAGCAUUUCAGCUUGCCACCAACAAAAUAGAAUCAUCAGAAUACAACAUUCCCUGAAUUACACUGCACUCAAAAAGAUAACUAUUGUUGGAAAUUUGAUAUUGAUAUUAAGCCCAAAGAUAUUGUUCAAUGAAAAUAAGGUAUAUUUCCAUCAAAUAUGUGAGAUUCAAGUGUUUAAGUAGCUGGUAAACCCUAUAAUGGAAGCAGGCAGUAUUGUGGGGAUAUUGUCCCUAGCUACUUAGCUCCCAUGUGAAAGUGAUAAUAAAGGUUAUGGUUGUCUGAUUUCUCAAGACAUGCAAGUAACAUUGCCGGUUUACAUGUAUAUACAGAAUUCAAACUACGUAUACCACCCACUGCUUUAUCUCAAUGUUUAUUAACCUGUGAGUUGUAUGGUUGUACAUUGUGUGAGUAUUCUACAACAGCUUUCAAGUCUAGGCACUGUCAAUAAAAGCUACGUCAAUGUGAAUACAUAGUUGGCCUCAAUUUUGCCCCUAGUUGGCUUUUAAAAUUCUUCAUACCAUAGCCCUUGAAAAUUUGGAUAAUUGGACUUGGGGCUAUUUGGUCAAUUGCCAUUUAUCGUGUACGUACGUUUUUGAAAAUAGACAAAAAACGUUUCAGGAUGUUAUAAUAGGGAGAAUUUGCAACGUCAGUUUUCAUUUUUUUAAUCAGUGGCGAUGUUUGUGGCAAUAGUACUGAUAUCAGGUACAAUGUUGACAUUGGGCUUCCUAAUGCUGUGACAUCUUUAAACCGAAAGUUGGGUGGUAUCAGUACACAUACUUGUACGUUCAUUGUAAAUUUAAGAUUUUACAGACAUUCUUGUCACUUCAUGAUAUUUAUCUUUAUCUAAAGCAAAUCAACAUAUUUGCAAAUUUUUAACUGAUGACGUCAUCUAACCGAGAGUAACGUGUACAUGUAAAUAAAAUGUAUAAGGAAUUUAUUUAAGCCCCAAGGGACGCAUUUUUUGGUUGAAAUUAAAACAAAUGGAUCCACAACAAA
Molecule: messenger RNA, 5521 nt
Organism: Patiria miniata (bat star)
Lineage: Eukaryota; Metazoa; Echinodermata; Asteroidea; Valvatida; Asterinidae
Product: 3-hydroxybutyryl-CoA dehydrogenase-like
Biological process (GO): fatty acid metabolic process
Molecular function (GO): NAD+ binding
Source: RefSeq, a predicted model, not a curated record